Molecule: messenger RNA, 732 nt
Organism: Micromonas commoda
Lineage: Eukaryota; Viridiplantae; Chlorophyta; Mamiellophyceae; Mamiellales; Mamiellaceae
Exons: 1
Coding region: 1-732 (243 amino acids)
Biological process (GO): protein phosphorylation
Cellular component (GO): nucleus; EKC/KEOPS complex; cytosol
Molecular function (GO): protein serine/threonine kinase activity; ATP binding
Source: RefSeq, a predicted model, not a curated record
AUGGGGAAGAGAGGGUUCGUCGACAAGCACAACGCCUCCGGGGCGGAGAAGCAGCAGAAGCAGGUUGACAUCAUCGAGAAGCUCGGCGGCUACGAUAACCUCGUCAGCCAGGGCGCGGAGGGGCGCGUGUUCGCGGUCAAGUUCUGCGGCCGAGACACCAUCGUCAAGCAGAGGUUCAAGAAAACCUACCGGCAUCCCACCCUUGACACCAAGCUCACGCGCUCGAGGCUGGGCAUGGAGGCGCGAUCCAUGAUGCGCGCCAGAAAACUCGGCGUUGCGACGCCCACGCUGUACUACGUCGAUCAGCAGCAGAGUGCCAUAUACAUGGAGAAGGUGCCCGGCAAGUCUCUCAAGGAGCUCAUCCGCGAGGAUUCCAUGUCCGAGAAGGACAUGGAGGACAUAGGCGCUCAGGUGGGGAAGGCCGUCGCUAAGAUGCACGACGGCGGCUUGAUCCACGGCGAUCUCACGACGAGCAACAUCCUCGUUCGGGACGACGACGAGCGCACGGUGGUGAUCAUUGACUUCGGCCUCGCGAGCAACUCCAUCAUCGCGGAGGACAAGGGCGUGGACCUAUACGUCCUGGAGAGGGCCAUCACGGUGACGCACUCCAGCCAGGCGCUGUUCGAGCACGUGAUGACGGCGUACAGACGGGCCAGCAGCCAGUGGAGCUCGAGCUUCAACAAGUUCGCGGAGGUGCGGAUGAGGGGACGAAAGCGGUCCAUGAUCGGGUGA